Messenger RNA from Ostertagia ostertagi, 450 nucleotides. Lineage: Eukaryota; Metazoa; Nematoda; Chromadorea; Rhabditida; Trichostrongylidae. The record is from the annotation of a GenBank genome assembly.
AUGGACUGUGAUCAUGCGACGAUCCUUCGCCAUCUUCAUUCGAUGGAAUACACUCAGAAACUUGGAUCAUGGGUACCUCAUGAACUCACGGAAGAAACGAAGGCAAGUCGCCUCCGAAUCGCAGCGCAAAAUCUCGCUCGACAUCGCGCUACACAUGACCACAGGAACCGAUUUCUCCACAGAAUCAUCACAGGAGAUGAAAAAUGGUGUCUCUAUGCUAACGUCAAACAACGGAAACAAUGGAUCUGUGCAGGAGACACACCAACACCCAGAGUGAGACAAGACCUUCAUCCCGAUGAAAUCAUGCUUUGCGUUUGGUGGGACUGGGAGGGCAUCGGGCAUUGGGAAACUCUCGAGAAGAACCAGACGGUCGACAAGGACCUUUACGUGGCUCAACUGCGUCGAGUUAAUGAGGCUCUUCAGUUGAAAAGGCGCAACCGAGAAGGACAA